Alosa alosa (allis shad) is the source of this 1893-nucleotide messenger RNA. Its product is annotated as ATP-binding cassette sub-family B member 6-like. Bases 9 to 521 code for a protein of 170 amino acids. Gene Ontology annotation, molecular function: ATP hydrolysis activity; ATP binding. Lineage: Eukaryota; Metazoa; Chordata; Actinopteri; Clupeiformes; Clupeidae. The transcript has 5 exons. The record is from RefSeq and is a predicted model, not a curated record.
AUCCCGCUAUGGGCCCCGUUGCCGCUAGCGACCAAGAGGUGGAGGAGGCCGCAGAGUCCGCAGAUAUUCACCAGCACAUUCUCACCUUCCCAGACGGUUAUGAGACUCAGGUGGGAGAGCGAGGCCUGAAGUUGAGCGGUGGUGAAAAGCAGAGGGUAGCCAUCGCCCGCACCAUCCUCAAGAACCCUCGCAUCAUCCUGCUCGACGAGGCCACCUCUGCUCUGGACACGCAGACUGAGAGGAACAUCCAGGCGUCCCUGGCCAAAGUGUGUGCAGGACGCACCACCAUCGUGGUGGCACACAGAUUGUCCACCAUCAUUGCUGCUGAUCAGAUCCUGGUGCUAAAGGAUGGCCAUAUAGCAGAGCUGGGAAGACAUGAAGAGCUGUUAGCAGCAGGGGGUCUUUAUGCAGCUAUGUGGCAGAAACAGCAGCAGCAGUCUGAAGAUAUGGAAGAGGCCAAGCAGAGACACACUCACACACACUCACAUUCACAAGCAGAUGACACGACACACACUCAGUGAGUGGACCUCAGGGAGAAAAGACACUCACGCAAUGAGAAUCCUGUUACGCACCUGUACACUUCACACACACACACACACACUCACUCACUCACACAGGCACAGAGUGUGUGUGACUUCCUAACUUUUUUUUUUGAAUAAAAUGUCAUUAAAGUGCCAUUAAUUUCAGACAAAACGUUCCUUGGAAUGCUUGGUCUAACCACCUUGGGCCACCAAAGAAACAUGAGAAGACUCCGAAAUUCUGGAAUCUGGUCUUGACCAAUGACAUUUGAAGCUGCUGUGGAAACCUCAGAACACUCAACCAUGGUGAGAUCACAAUGGGCAGGUGUCCAAGACUACAGGGCCUAUCCACUCUCAUCCCUGACCGUUUCAUUCAUGUUUGAUUUCUGGAAAUUUCUCCACACACACACACCCUCUCAGCAGCUGUCAGAGAGCUGAAUCAUUCUGUCAGGAUGCGGGAUGCAUUAAUCCCUGUUCCGUUCAGUGCAAUGGGUGCUGUCUGGGACGUCUGGUUUUCCUCUGUUUCAUCUGAAAAGCUGACUCGCGUUGUUUCCAAGAAAGUGGAAUGCCAUUGCCUGACUUGGCCGGCAGACACCUUUUGUCAGCGUGAUUAAUUUUUCCUGCGAAACACCCAGCGGUCUGGACAGCGUUUGUUUUGAUAGCUUAAUUUGAAUUUAUUUAAUCCAAAACAGUUUUUUUUAAUCAAGAGUUACACCGACAUGUUGGGGAAUCAGAAUGCCGUUCUCACACAGUAAGCAGAGGAUGUGGACGUUCUCAGAGUGUGUGUGUGUGAGUGUGUGUGUGUAUGUGUGUGUGUUCCUGUCAUGUGUUGUUGUUGUUGUUCUAUCAUGAGUUAUUGUUAUUUUUGACAGACUUUGCCUUAAGUGGCUGUUUACAUCAUUCCAGUUUACCUCCUCAAACAGUACAGCUCUGUUUGAAAUAAAGUGGAAAAAAUAUGUUUUGUUUAAGAUAUAAAAACAAAAGUUGCUUGAAUGUUUGAAGAUAUGUUGACGCCAGAGUGUUUGAGUUGAGUCUGUUGUGAGUCUUUGUUCAGGUCUGAGUGGAAUUGUUUAAGGCGAAGGGUGGACAUGAGUUUUCAAAACAACAUGGUUUGUCAUCUUCACCGUUUCAGAGAGGACUUGAGUUUGAAGUCAAACUAUUAUGAUGAGGCCUGUAUGUUAGUAAUUGCCUAUUCAUGAAUAAACUACACUAGAAUUCCGAAAUGUUAUCCUUUUGGUCUUCUGAAUCCCUGAACACUUACACACCCUUUUGUAAAUCUGCAUUACAAAUGUUUGCUUAAAGCAACACCAAAGAGCUUUUUGUACCUUAAAAUAAUGUUUCCAAAAUUGUUUCAGUGGUUCAUCAACUCGGAACA